UGAUUUUUAAUUGAGUUAAAAACACGAUUAUUGUAUCUUAAGUCAAAAGAUUCUUCAGGGUUCACUCUCAGUAGAAGAGUUUUGGCAAAGUCGUGUUGGUAGAUUCUGCUUUUCUUAGCAGUAACUUUUCUAGAUGAAUGCACUCUGUUUUGAGAAAGCCUAUGCUGACAUUAGCAAGUUCACGUUGGAAGAAAAGUGAGUUCAGAAGAGAUGUCAGUGAGUACAAUGGAGUUAAUCACUUAGGAUCAUACUAUAUAUUUAGCAUGUCGUCUUCAUCACCAAUCACUAUUAUUAAAAACUGUUUGAAGUUAAUCUACCUUAAGUCUUCAUUUCGAAAUGUUUAAUUUUAUAAGAUUU
This is a messenger RNA of Moneuplotes crassus, 357 nucleotides long. NCBI's taxonomy places the organism in Eukaryota, Ciliophora, Spirotrichea, Euplotida, Euplotidae. The record is from the annotation of a GenBank genome assembly.